Molecule: messenger RNA, 2192 nt
Organism: Trichomycterus rosablanca
Lineage: Eukaryota; Metazoa; Chordata; Actinopteri; Siluriformes; Trichomycteridae
Product: interferon-induced protein with tetratricopeptide repeats 5-like
Exons: 2
Coding region: 263-1702 (479 amino acids)
Biological process (GO): defense response to virus
Cellular component (GO): cytosol
Molecular function (GO): protein binding
Source: RefSeq, a predicted model, not a curated record
GAAUAAUCACUGGUUGAGAAAACGAAACUCUCCUGUAUUUUUUCAAGGAAUUAAAUACUCGGACAUAAAUUGUGUGUUGCUCGAUAAUAUUUGAGACCACGUACCUUCUGUCGAGACUCAUUUCGUAUAUUUUUUAAAGAAAGGAUUUAGCUAAAUCUGAACAGUGGAUGCUUUCAUUUUCAUUUCCUUAAUACUAGGGCGGAGAAAUCUGUAGAAUUUGCCUUACAGUCACAUCUGUUUUUACACUGCAGUUUACUGAACAAUGAGUUCCCAACAAUGUACAGUUUUGAGGACCAAGCUAACUCAGCUGGAGUGUCACUUCACCUGGGAUGUGAGAAAAGAAGAUAUAGAGCUGACUGAUGUUCUGAAUAGACUAGAAGUUCAAACUGAGUUGGAUCUUGGUGGACAAGCAGGAGUUGCACGUUCAUACAGCCAACUGGGAUUUGUAAAGUUUCUUCUAGCCUCCAACGAUGAAGCACUUAGUAACUUUCAGAGAUCUGUGGAGGUUGUUAGAGAGCUGCAUGGAAAUAAAUGUGACCAGCUGCUCCUUGUUUCAUAUGGAAACCUUGCAUGGUUACACUAUCAUAUGGAUAAUUAUGUUGAGAGUGAAAGUUACCUGAAUAAACUGGGAGAGAUUAAAGAAAAAUAUCCACCAGGCUCUUCCUCUGUUAUGGAUGCUACUCUGCAUGGAGAGAAAGGAUGGACCUUCCUUAAAUUCUCUCGCAAAUACUAUGACAGAGCCAAAGAGUGCUUCAGAAAGGCCUUGGAGCUAGAACCAGAAGAAGGUCAAUGGAACUCGGGGCUUGCCAUUGUUCUGUACCGAACAGAAACUGAGUCUGUCAGUUCAACUGAAUCACCAACAAUUAGGCAACUGAGACGUGCCAUAGAAACAAACCCGGAUGAUAAUGUUGUUAAAGUAUUGCUUGCUUUAAGAUUAACCAUUUACAAAGAAUACAGUGAGGCAGAGAGCUUAGUGGAGACAGCAUUAGAGAGGACUCCAGACCAUCCACACGUGAUUCGAUAUGUUGCAAAGUAUUUUCGGUAUAAGGGCUCCGUGGACAGAUCAACUACCCUUCUGAGAAGAGCCCUAGAGAAAGUGCCAAAUUCUGCCUUUAUACACCAUCAACUAGCCCUUUGCUACAAGAAAACUAAAAUUAGUCUGCAGCGUGCAAGUAGUCACCAUAGCAAGAAUGCUGCAAUUAAGCAGGCUCGUAAACAGUGCAUUUAUCAUUUACAGAGGGCCACCGAACUGAGGCCCAGCUUUAUUCUGGCCAUGAAUGAGUUGGCCCUCCAAUAUGGGGAGAACCAGGAUUGGUCAAAGGCAGAGGAGAUGUUUAAGCUAGCACGUCAGACAGCAGAAAAAAGAAAUGAAAACCUUCAGAUGUUUCAUCAAUUUUAUGCAGCGUUUCAGCAGUACAGUAUGAAAUGUGAGCCUCUGGCCAUUGAACACUACACUAAAUGUCUGAAGCUGAAUUCAAAAACAUAUGAAGGGAAGGAAAGUGCUAAACACCUGACAAAGAUUGCUGAGAGAAGGAUUCGCAUAAACCCACAGGAUGGAGAUGCCUUUGGAAUACUGGGAUUAGUUCAUAAGGAACAGGGGGAUAGACAACGUGCUCAGGAGUACUAUGAGAAAGCUCUAGGAUACGUACACAAUGAUGAGUACCUCAGUAAUCUUUGUGAACUUCAGCUUGCUAUAGAGUGAUCACAUACUACUUAUAAUCCUACCUUACAUAUGCACCAACACUACAAAACUGCACCAAUAACAAACUUUGUAUGCACCUAGCAUUACAGACCAGUCAACACACCCCAACACUCUCAUACACAGAAACCUACACACCAACACUUUACUACUGAUAAACCCCACUAACCUAAACAGACUAUCAUCAUUAAUCAAACUGGUACCUUGGAACGUACAUGGUAUUGGCUCUCCGGUAACAAUAUGGACAUACACUGUGUCACCACACUAAAUGUAGAUAUCUGCUUAUUACAAGAAACUAUAUAUUAAUAUUUGUAUUUACUUAUACAGUUUAUAAAGUCUCUAUUCUACUGAAUAAAAAAUAUAAUUUAGGCACAAUGUCAUUUUUACUGAUUCUGAAGGCUGAUUUAUUAUAAUAAAUAUUACAGUCAGUUGCAAACCCCCCCCCCCCCACACACACACAUACAUAUACAGUAUAUUUGUUUUAAUGAUAACA